AUGACACACAGAGCUCACACCUCACGUUCUCAUGCAGGGAUCUCUGGCUUGGAGGAAGUAUAUCACUCCCUGGGACCUGGCAGAAAGGCUGACCGGGAUUUGGCGAUAGUAAUCAUCCUUCUACUACAGAUAAUAGUUGGAAUUCUGGGGAAUUUCUCUCUUCUUUACCAUUAUCUCUUGCUUCACUUGACAGAAUGCAGGGUUAGGUCCACAGAUGUGCUUCUCAAGCACCUGACUGUGGCCAAUCUCUUAGUCAUUUCUUCUAAAGGAAUCCCCCAAACGAUGGCAGGUUUGGGGUUGAAAUAUUUCCUUAGUGAUUUUGCAUGCAAACUUGUUUUCUAUGUGCACAGAGUGGGCAGGGAUGUGGCCAUUGGAACCAUCUGCCUCCUGAGUGUCUUCCAGGUCAUUAUAAUUAGUCCCAGAAACUCCAGAUGGUUAGAGCUUAAAGUGAGAGCUCCAGGCACCUCCAGCAUCCUCUGCUGGGUCCUGAACAUGAUGCUAAAUAUUACUGCUAUUUUGUUUAUCACUGGCACAAGAAACAACAUAACCAUUACAAGGAAAAGUGAUUAUGACUACUGUUAUUCCAUAAGUGGUAGCCACAUAGCACAGUCAUUGUAUGUAGCACCAAUAUUGUUCCGUAAUGGUUUCUGUUUGGGGCUCAUGAUCUGGGCCAGUGGUUGCAUCAUCCUGCACCAGCACAAGUGGCGGGUCCAAUACAUUCACAGGAAUACUCUUUCCCCCAGACCCUCCCCUGAGAGCACAGCCACCCGAAGCACCCUUGUCCUGGGGAGCACUUGUGUUUUCUUCUGGACUCUGUCCUCCCUCUUCCACAUCUGUCUGGUCGUGUUUAACAACCCCAGUCUGUGGCUGAGGAAUGCUUCUGUACUACUGAACACAUGUUUUCCUACUGUCAGUCCCUACAUCCUCAUGAGCCAUGACUCCAGAAUGUCCAGCCUCUGCUUUCCUUGCAAAGGAACACAAAAUCACUUAAGCUGA
This is a messenger RNA of Mustela erminea (ermine), 996 nucleotides long. Its product is annotated as vomeronasal type-1 receptor 4-like. The record is from RefSeq and is a predicted model, not a curated record. Gene Ontology annotation, cellular component: membrane. NCBI's taxonomy places the organism in Eukaryota, Metazoa, Chordata, Mammalia, Carnivora, Mustelidae. Gene Ontology annotation, biological process: G protein-coupled receptor signaling pathway. Gene Ontology annotation, molecular function: pheromone receptor activity.